CGUCGACUUCGUUUGGUUUAGCUGUUGCCGGUCAAACGGGUUCGCCAUCGCGAUCUAGCCACCAACCUGGCAAGUCGUGCGCCUCGGAAAUCGUGUCCCUUCGAGUUUCCGGCUAGGUCAUCUUGUCGGGUCUUGUUGCGUUCGACGCUCAUACAGGCACAGGCGCCGCAUCUACAUCUAGCUUCAAAUCCUCGACAUGCGAACGUGAAGCAAAAUCUCGAUUGCAACUAGGUAGCCUAUAGCUGUUAUUCACCUCAAGAAGUCUGCUUCGUUCUAUAACCCUGAAGCCAACAUGUCCAGACUCCCAUUGGCCCUCAGCAUACCCCAAAGUGGAAUUCCGCUGGCCUCUUCGACUGCGGAUCGAAACACACCCUUAGCUAAACUUGCAAACGAAGCCUCGGAAAACGACUAUGAUGCCAUCUGUGUGCCUCUUACCAACGAUCUCUGGCGAGAGCGAUGGGAACGUCUCUGCCUAAGACCCGUCGACGAAGAGGAAGAGCAUGAAGUCUCGUAUCAUGGCAAGGACAAUUCGGCGACUCGACAAUGGCUCGAGAAAGAGCGCAAGAAGCGGGAGACCGAAAAGGAGGCCGAGAUGUGGAGGUCGCAUGGCGGUUUCAAAAGAACGGAACUCAACAUUACUCGACUAGAGGAGGCCGACACUGCAAUUGCUCUAGCGUCGGACUGGCUCGAACUGGACUCUCCCGAUGAAGGCAUUCGCUUCGACUCUGAACUCGCACUCCGUCAAGAGCUAUUGACUUGUCUGCAUCUGCAUGUACGGACGCUGGUCAUUCCUCCACCCUUGCCAGAGAACCGAGAAUUCCUACCUUCUUAUGCGCGUGCGAUAGCCUCGCUAUUGGAACUUGGAGGCGAGGCUAGCGUGACUCGAAUCGCCAUCAGAAUAGGGGUUUCCGAUCGACCCAACCUCGGCUUGCACAACGCAGGGUCUCACAACAGUUACUCCUCACAUCAGCCCAACAACAAUAAUCAAAUUCCUCACGAUGACAAGAAGCACAAACGGAAGAGCUCGAUGGGUAUCGGGAUACGUAUGAGUGGAAGCAGCGCGCUCUUGUCGUCCGUACAGCAAUCGGGUAUGAAUCAAGUAUCAAAUCGACAGAGCAUGAUCGUGGGUACCGGAGACCAAAAUUCGUUCAGCUGGGAGGUCUGGGACUGCGUCAGAAACGUGUGCGAUUACCAUCCCCGCCUCGGCUUAGCUCUGGACAUGUCCAACCCGUUACCGCCAUCACUGACCACCUUGCAAAGGUGGAUUGCGGAGCCGACCGACAUCAUAUUCUUGCCGUCUCAAUCCUUCAUCCCCAACGCCAAGGGCUACCCCGUGCUCAGCAAGGCCUGUCAAGCGUUCAUUCGAAGCUUUGUUCGGCUCUCUCCAUACAUUGUUCUCUCGCACGUCAACGGCAACAAACACCCCUCCGGAGGUGCGCAAGCGUAUAUCCAAUAUGUUCGACAUCUUGAAACCAUAGCAACCACACAGCCCUCGCCCAUCACGGCCCCGCAGACGGCCGCUACCGGGAUCAUGCCGCAUGGUCAUCACUAUCAGCAAUAUAUGGAUUACCUUCAAGCCCCUUUGCAACCGCUCAUGGACGAUCUCAGCAGUGCCACCUACGAAACUUUCGAAGCGGAUCCUGUCAAAUAUCGAUUAUACGAAGAUGCAAUUACUGCGGCUUUGACAGAUCGUCCGGAACAUGCAACCACUGUGAUCUACGUCGUCGGCGCUGGACGAGGGCCGCUUGUUCAGAGGUGCCUGAACGCCUUGAAGCGAGCGUCACGCAACGCGAGAAUUUAUGCCAUCGAAAAGAAUGCCAACGCCUUUGUCACACUACAAGAACGCUCGGCAUUGGAAUGGGGCGACAAGGUCAAGAUCAUGCAUGGCGAUAUGCGAACGUUAGCGGUGCCGGAACCGGCUGACAUCAUGGUCAGCGAGUUGCUGGGCAGUUUCGGUGACAAUGAAUCUAGUCCCGAGUGUCUAGACGGCGCCGUCCGUUAUCUCAAACCCGAGGGCAUCUCUAUUCCCGCUUCUUACACCGCCCAUCUUGCACCACUAUCAUCAAACAAGCUUUUUUCGGCAGUCCGACUGCAAUCGGAAAAACGGAACAAGACGGAAGAGAUAGCAUUCGAGACCCCCUAUGUGGUGAUGUUUCAACAGGUCAACCUGUUGAGCGGUAACCCUGAUCCGAACGCUGCAUUGGCGGGGAGCAAAGCUGGCCCCAGGAUCCAGGAAUGCUGGAGCUUUGAGCAUCCUCGUCGAGACAUGGUCACGGAUGAUGUUGGCCUACCACUUACAAAUUCGCACAAUACUCGCUCUGCCCAUCUGACGUUCCGCAUACCUCAUGCGGGAGCGUGUCAUGGUCUGGCAGGGUAUUUUGAGGCGCACCUGUACGGAAACAUCGGGCUCAGUAUACAUCCGGAGAGAAUGCAUCUCAUCAGCCCAGAGAUGAUGAGUUGGUUCCCGCUCUUCUUCCCCUUCCGGGAGCCUCUAUACAUGCCUUCCGGGGCAGAACUGGACGUCCACAUUUGGCGCUUGACCGACCCUAAAUCGAAGCGGAUCUGGUAUGAAUGGCACGCUGAGUCGUUCCUUCCCAUCACCGGAACCGUCAAUGGUAUGGUCACACCUGGAUUCAACGGGAUGAACGGUACGCCGACCGGCGGCGGCAUGCACGGGAGUAGGGUCGUUUCUGGAGCGAGUUCGAACAUGAGCGUGCCGCUGCACAGUCCCAUGAUGGACGCUCCCGGAAGCCCGAUGCCGGGGAGCGUCUUUGGCAUCCCGUCCAUGCACGGCAGGGACGAGUCGCGUAUCAAGAUUGGACAGACAAGGCUUCACAAUACCGCGGGUAGAAGUAGCUGGGUUGGGUUGUAACAUCACGAUAGAACCGGGAUUCUGGGCAAGCGGGACGAUCGGCCGGACAUGCCCGGCAACGCUAUUGCAAAAAUACCAUAUCAGAGCCGUGCUUGGCUCUAUGCCG
Filobasidium floriforme is the source of this 2978-nucleotide messenger RNA. RefSeq names its product putative shk1 kinase-binding protein 1. Gene Ontology annotation, biological process: regulation of DNA-templated transcription; peptidyl-arginine N-methylation. The record is from RefSeq and is a predicted model, not a curated record. Lineage: Eukaryota; Fungi; Basidiomycota; Tremellomycetes; Filobasidiales; Filobasidiaceae. The transcript is spliced from 10 exons. The coding region runs from base 293 to 2872 and encodes 859 amino acids. Gene Ontology annotation, cellular component: cytosol; nucleus.